Messenger RNA from Gongylonema pulchrum, 240 nucleotides. The record is from the annotation of a GenBank genome assembly. NCBI's taxonomy places the organism in Eukaryota, Metazoa, Nematoda, Chromadorea, Rhabditida, Gongylonematidae.
AUGGCGGAACGUGUGAGGCAUAAUCUGCUGGCUUACACCGAUAAUGUGGACGUGGUGGCUGGACCGGACUCCUACCGUGACUUACCGCGACUGUUAGCUGUGGCUCGUCACGGCAGCAUGGCGAUAAAUGUACAGCUAUCGUUAGAUGAGACUUAUGCUGAUAUACCCCCCGUUCGGGCAGAUCGUUCAUCCAGAACAGCUUUUGUGUAUGUUCCGCUCACUUUGUAUAUUCUUUUCUAG